AUGCGUGACUUCAUACGCAAGUGCAACCGUGCACCUCCUAUGACAAUGGCUGAAGUUGAUAAUAUGAUCGGAGAGCUUGGAACUGAUGGUGAAGACCGAGUCUUCGGAGCUUCCAAGUUUUCUGUUGGUCAUCGUCGUUUAUCUCAGCCGGUAUCUUUUCCGGUUAAACCUAAAGAAACCGAGUCAGAUCUAAAUUCAUCUUCAACCUUCGAUCAAUCGAUUAUGGCUCUCGAAUGGGUUGUCUUGGGCUACGCGGCGGCGGCUGAAGCGAUCAUGGUCAUCCUCUUGACGAUGCCGGGGCUCGACGCCCUCCGCAAGGGAUUGAUCGCCGUCACGCGUAAUCUCCUGAAGCCGUUUCUAUCGAUCAUCCCUUUCUGUCUCUUCCUCUUGAUGGAUAUCUACUGGAAGUACGAGACUCGACCUUCCUGCGACGGCGAUUCCUGCACCCCUUCCGAGCACCUCCGUCACCAGAAAUCAAUCAUGAAGUCCCAGCGUAACGCCCUGCUCAUCGCGUCGGCUCUCGUUUUCUACUGGAUUCUGUACUCCGUCACGAAUCUCGUCGUCAAGAUCGAGCAGCUUAACCAGAGGGUCGAGAGGCUCAAGAACAAGGAUUAA
Messenger RNA from Thlaspi arvense, 615 nucleotides. The record is from the annotation of a GenBank genome assembly. Lineage: Eukaryota; Viridiplantae; Streptophyta; Magnoliopsida; Brassicales; Brassicaceae.